Mercenaria mercenaria is the source of this 1083-nucleotide messenger RNA. RefSeq lists its product as uncharacterized. The coding region runs from base 153 to 914 and encodes 253 amino acids. The record is from RefSeq and is a predicted model, not a curated record. Lineage: Eukaryota; Metazoa; Mollusca; Bivalvia; Venerida; Veneridae. The transcript has 4 exons.
ACAACAGCCCAAGCCGGAUCUUUCAUGUAUGUUACGUAAAAAUGUUUAUACAUUGCUUACGUUAAUUAUGAUCAGUAUGCACAGGUAUAUAAGGGCUCAAACAUUUCAAUGUCACAGCUGAAUCUGCGGUCAGCAACAUAAAUCAAGACAAGAUGGUGACUUUACGAGAAAUAAUUGUUGUUGCUCUAUUAGUGUGUUAUAGUGUGAACGUUUGCUUUGGUUACCAUUCAUGCAAAGAACUUAAACAACACAACACAAACCUUCAAAGUGGAGAGUAUUCGAUGUAUAAUGGCAAAGGUCAGGCAUACAAAGCAUUUUGCGAAUUCCACGGGACUUACGGAUACAUGUUCAUCUCUAAAAAUGCUGGCGUCGAAAUCAAACUGGACCUCAUAAACCCUGACACCCAUGAGGUUCUUGUGAGACAUGUGCGCUCAAACGGGAAGCAAUAUGUUACCAAAAUGAGACAACUAUCGUCAAAGACUUCAGUACCGUUGAGUAUUCAAUACAACAAAUAUGUCAAUUAUGCCAGUCCAGUUAACUUUAACACAAUGGGACCAUUUCUUUAUUUAGGUUUUCUGCCUCGAUCUAUUGCAAAUCAAAAGUCGAUACAAGGUUACAAUGCCAAUGGAAAGGAUUUCACGUUUACAAAUUGCAACAAAAAUCCUAACAGUUAUUUGGCUUUCUUUUUUAACCCAAGUAACGGAAAUCCAACCAAUUAUCAUUUGCGCUGCUGUUACACUAAGCUCAUGCAGGACUGGAUAAACGAAGGUAAGACAGCUUCAAGUGAUCUUUCCCAAAGCUACUUCUUCCAGUUUGAAAUGCACAUGGGCGGUUGUGGUGGAUAUGCAAUCAAUGGGUAUAACAAAUUAAGCAACAUUGGUGGAGCAGCGUUGGGCAUGCGCUUCAGUCUCUAAGCUGGAUGAACAGUGUUGAAAAUAUCUUGCUGUACAAAUUGUGGUGUGUUUUCUGUGUUUGGCUGGGUUCAGAAACACUGCACUGUCUUACUACAAGACGUUAGAGUUAAUAUGUUUAUACAUGUAUUAUGGUGUAUCUGUUAUAAUAAAAUAAAAAUGAAAAAAAAAA